AUGACAAGUAUCUUCCAAAAUCCAACCGUCGAAGAUGCCAACCCAAGAACUUCGACUAUAGACAUCAACGACAAAGAAAAUCCCUUCUGGCUAUUCUUCGACAACAUCCGUAGGUUUAAAAGGGCUGGCCAUUCGGUAUUACCGGAUGAAAGCAUUGCCUUGAUCAUGGACAUUCUUAUCGAGCUAUACCCUGAUGACUCGUUGGGCGCGAAAACACUGUCUCGUAUUCCGCUGAGUAUCCCCGAUCUCAAUGCUGGUAAGGGAGUCUGGGUUGAUGGGUCUAUCGUGAGAUUUUCUGAAGGUCUUGAGAAAAUGGGGAUACCGCUGGCGGUUCUUUCGCACAAGCGAGAGAAUGACGAUCUUGGAAUGGCAAAAUACGAAAUCCCACAGCUCCUUCUCCAGGCAAACAUGGCAUUCAACUACGAUAAAAAGCUUGGGCAGUAUGAGGCGUUUUUAAUCAGUGUCAAGGAACAAAGUUACACAUACACCUUUGUUCGGGCUAUUAUGUCUGCAGAAUAUCUUAGAAGUAUUCGGGCUGGGACAGUUUCUGGACGGAUGGAGGUAUCACGUAGUGAAUCUUUCAAUAUCGUUGAUAGAAAUCAACGCCAGGAAUCCCUUAGGAGUCUGAUGGGGAUGGCUAGAUACUUUUUUGAUCGGAAGGAGUUUGCAUUUCCAAUGCAUAAAUACAGAGCUGUUGGCUGA
Molecule: messenger RNA, 702 nt
Organism: Aspergillus wentii DTO 134E9
Lineage: Eukaryota; Fungi; Ascomycota; Eurotiomycetes; Eurotiales; Aspergillaceae
Exons: 3
Coding region: 1-702 (233 amino acids)
Source: RefSeq, a predicted model, not a curated record